UAAAUUAAUGAACUUAAUCGAACCUAAUAGAUUGAUUAAUUGCCAAAAUGAAAUCGUGGGGUGUGAUAGUGUUUUUGGUGGCAUUAGCAGGAGUUCAGGUAUUCGCGGACGACGCUGCUUUCAUUGAGAAUGCAAGAAGUCCUGCCCGCAUUGUGUCUGGAUGGGAGGCCGAAGAAGGCCAGAUCCCGUGGCAGCUGUCCCUGCGAAUGGUGAACCCAACGGGAGACGUGUUUACAUGCGGCGGCUCCAUCAUCCACCCUGAGUGGGGUCUGACCGCCGCCCACUGCACUGCUAAUCGCGUGACCAUGGUGCUUCGCGCCGGCGCAGUCAGCCUGCUGCGCCCGGAGCUCAUCUUCGAGACGUUCGAGUAUUUCAACCACCCGCUAUACAUCGACGCCAUUGCUGCAUCCAAGGUCCAGCCGCAUGACAUCGCUAUACUUAAGUUCCAACGCACCAUCACCUUCUCUGACCGUGUGCAGCCCAUUAGAGUGCAGAAUUCUCUGGAGAAGGACCGCAACUACAACGGCGUAAGGCUCGAAGCCUCUGGAUGGGGAAGCACCUGGACCGACGGAGCUGCUCCCGAAAACCUGCAGUGGGUGUACCUGAGCGGCGACUCCAACGAGUUCUGCCGUUCCGCUUACAACGGCAGCUCCGUCAUCGUUAACUCCACCAUCUGCGCUAGCGCCUACAACGUCACCAGCCAGUCUACCUGUCAUGGUGACAGUGGCGGUCCUCUCGUAGAGUUAGAAGAGGACGGCAAAUACACGCUCGUCGGAGUGACCUCCUUCGUGUCCGGACGAGGCUGCCAUGUUGGUAUACCUGCUGGUUUCAUUCGUCCCGGAUAUUAUCACGAUUGGAUCCUCGAAGUGACCGGCAUCAACUUCGACUGGGUCCCUGAACCACCCUCCGAAUCUAGCUCCAGUGAGUCCAAAUCUAGCGAGUCUAGUGAAGAAAAAUCUGAAUCGAGGGAGUCUUCGGAAUCUGAAUCUAAGGACUCUUCGGAAUCAAAAUCUAGCUCUGAAUCAGAAUCUAAGAACUCUUCUGAAUCCGAAUCUAAGGACUCUUCUGAAUCAAAAUCGAAGGAGUCUUCUGAAUCCGAAUCCAAGGACUCUUCUGAAUCAAAAUCUAAGGACUCUUCUGAAUCAGAAUCUAAGGACACCAAUGAAACUGAGUCGAAGGAAACUUCUGAGUCAAAAUCUAAAGAAACCUCUGAGUCAGAAUCUAAAGAAUCCAAUGAGACCAAAUCAAAAGAAUCUUCUGAAUCAGAAUCUAAAGAUACCAAUGAGAGCGAAUCCAAACAGAUUUCUGAGUCAGAAUCUAAAGAAUCAUCUGGGUCAGAAUCUAAGGAAAAAUCUGAGUCAGAAUCUAAGGAAACAAGUGAGGUUUCUAAAGAAACAACUGAGACUGAAUCUAAAGAGACCGCUGAAUCUGAAUCUAAGGAAACCAGUGAAGCAGUAUCUAAGGAAACCGCUGAGUCCGAAUCCAAGGAAACUAACGAAGUAGAAUCAAACGAGACUUCUGAAGCCGUUUCUGAGUCUAAGUCCCAAGAAACUGCUGAAGCCGAAUCUAAUGAAACUCCCGAAAUUGAAUCUAAUGAGACUCCUGAAAAAGAAUCCAAUGAAACACCUGAGGUAGGAUCUCCUGAAGUAGAAUCCAAUGAGACACCUGAGGUAGGAUCUCCUGAAGUAGAAUCCAAUGAAACGCCUGAGGUAGGAUCUCCUGAAGUAGAAUCCAAUGAAAGACCUGAGGUAGGAUCUAAUGAGACUCCCGAAGUAGGAUCUCCUGAAGUAGAAUCCAAUCAGACUCCUGACGUAGGAUCUCCUGAAGUAGAAUCCAAUGAGACUCCUGACGUAGGAUCCAACGAAUCACCAGAAGCCGAAUCAAAUGAAAUACCCGAAGCUGAGUCUAAAGAAACCCCUAAGGUAGGAUCUAACGAGAAUCCUGAAGCAGAAUCCAAUGAAACCCCUGACAUCGAAUCGAAUGAAACACUUGACGGAUCCCAGGAAACCCCUGAGGCAUCAGAAGAAAGCAAAGAGACGAGUCAAGAAGAACAGUCUCGUCUGUUCUGGUCGGUCUUCCGCGGUGCUUUUGCAGGAUUCUAAGUUGUAAGUUGGGAAAUAAAGACAACGUUAUUUUUCACUGAA
Messenger RNA from Leguminivora glycinivorella, 2144 nucleotides. RefSeq names its product collagenase-like. The transcript is spliced from 12 exons. Lineage: Eukaryota; Metazoa; Arthropoda; Insecta; Lepidoptera; Tortricidae. Gene Ontology annotation, molecular function: serine-type endopeptidase activity. Gene Ontology annotation, biological process: proteolysis. The record is from RefSeq and is a predicted model, not a curated record. Bases 48 to 2102 code for a protein of 684 amino acids.